Molecule: messenger RNA, 1167 nt
Organism: Camelina sativa (false flax)
Lineage: Eukaryota; Viridiplantae; Streptophyta; Magnoliopsida; Brassicales; Brassicaceae
Source: RefSeq, a predicted model, not a curated record
AUGGCUUUUUCUUUUGACAAGCCGGCGGAGAGAAGAAUGAAGAGCCACGGACGGUCGCCGGAGAUUCCUUUUGAUCUCGUGAUAGAGAUUCUCACGAGACUGCCGGCUAAAUCGCUUGUGAAGUUCAAAUCCGUCUCAAAGCUCUGGUCAUCCUUGAUUUGUUCCCGAAGUUUCACCAACAGUUUCCUAAGGGUUACAUCAUCCUCACCUCGUCUAUACAUGUGUUUGGACUUCUUUGAAAACAGCCACCUCAAAAAUAUAUUACUAUCAUCGUCUCCUAGUUCUGACUCGGACGGUACUACUUCCUUCCACGCCGACCAAGAUUUGACCAUCCCAGCUAGAGGCUACUCCUACGCCUCUAACGUUUUUCGCGGCUUGCUAUGCUUUAUAAAUGGGCCAAGUGCGCGAAUAUAUAACACUACCACUAGGGAACUUGUAGUCUUACCCGACAUAGAAGAAUCCAGCAUCAUACAUGAAGAUCACAAGAUUAAGAGGAUCAUGUGCCACGUGGGACACGUUCCUGUUGAUAAUCAAUAUAAAGUAGUUUGUAUAGCUGCAAGACAAAGUGACGAAGUUGGAGGGCACAGGGUUCUGUCAGAGCAUUGGGUCUUCGUACUAGGAGGAGAUGGAUCAUCUCGAUGGAAAAAGAUAACAUGCGGAUGUCCACCACAUCUUCCUUUACCACAGGUCUUGAAUAUCAAUGGGCUUAUGCAUUACCUCGCUUUGCUUCGUAUGGAUUUUUUUCUUGUGAUUUUCGAUAUUAAUUCUGAAGAAAUUAAUGUGCUCCAAUUACCUGAAGAUAUUUUUCGGCCUGAUACUGGUCUUAUAGAAUACGGUGUAAGUGUAGCUCUUUUACAUUAUCCCAAUCUUCAAACCGAAGGUGUGAUAGAACUAUGGGUUAUGGAAGAUGAAGAGAAGAAUAUGUGGGGGAGUAAGACUUUGGUGUUGCAUCCUUCUCAAAUGCACAUGGUCAAUAGCAUUGAUCUGAGGGUCCAAGGUACUACACGAAAAGGCGAGGUUAUCUUGGCAUCCCAAGAAAUAAUUCUUUUCGACAUACAGAAGAAUCAUUUGAGAACAAUCGAAAUCAAAGGAACACCAAACCGCCAUCUUACCCAAUUUUGUGAUAUCGUUGGGUGGGAUGAUGUUGAGAAAUUCAUCUAUCUUUAA